UAUUAGUCUGUAAAUCUGCGGUCCUUACGCCACCCCCACACAAAGACUAAAUGCUCAGAGCCUCCGCUGAACAAAGCUAUCUUACAAGCUCUAUCACAUAAACAUAAUCAUGGCAGCUGCGCAGUCGAGCCAACUGGACGAACCCCCAUACCCCUCAUUUGAGGAGCUUCGGAGCAAUGAAGAGCGCGUCCUCUUCUCCCCCGCCGCCAAACGUCUCUACUGGCCUCUAGAAGGCGUCUUCCCUUCGGCAAUAUCCGUCAUGAGGACCGCUCGCAGCGUGAGCGAGCUCGAUCCCUUGUUUAGAGCAGACACCAGCGGCAGCGGUAGUGGCACCUGGCAUGAGAUCGCAUCGCUGCCUCUGACGGACCCAAAAGUCUCUUCUGUUGAGGCUUCACUGCGCGACCUUGACCAAUGGGAGUCUGACUGGCUGGCAUGGCAUAGGGACCAUACUGGAUCUGAGUUUAACGCCGAGUAUGUCACCUAUGGAGAUCUCAGCGAUGAAGACCGGCCAUACGCAAAUGAGCCCAAUGAGGAUGGCAGCUGGGAGGAGGACUCGGAUACUGAGUUUCUCAUCCGAUGUUGCGGAGACGAUAGACCGCUCAGGAAGAGGGGAUUGAAAAUUAAAGUUACACCUUCCUCAGGCAACGACUUUGUCACUGUGCGUGAUUAUGUUAGUGCCGUGCAUCCAUGGCUCAUGGGCUUACGUGGGGACAUUCUACGAGCAAAGACUGUUGCACGUCCCGGGGCGUAUGUUGAGUCAGUGGUCAACACCGAAUGGAUGGUUAGCAACCUGACAGCGCCGCAACACGAAAUAAUGACAAAGGAGUUUUGGAUUGAGAUGCAUCGCCCGCCACGCCCUAUGGAUGCUGCAACCUCCAGGUUCCUGCAAAGAAUAGGCGCAAGGACAGCCCCGUAAUUCACGGGCCGUCUUGUCGUCUGGCCCACCACUCAGCCGGCUAGACACAAAAUUUCUAAUCUAGCAUGUAAUAUGGACGCUGAGGAAAUGGAGCUCGGCUCUCUAUAGGAAUUAUAAAGGUGAUUAACGGGUUAUGGAGGUGAAGUUUUUCAAAAAUCACCUUAAAAGUAUCAAAACCUUCAAUUCUUCAUCCAUGUACAUGUAUUUCAUUAGGAAGCAGUAGAUCACUAUGAAUAUUCUGCUAAACAAGAACUCUUUCUCUCGCUACCCAGCAAUGAAAUUUU
Molecule: messenger RNA, 1200 nt
Organism: Trichoderma asperellum CBS 433.97
Lineage: Eukaryota; Fungi; Ascomycota; Sordariomycetes; Hypocreales; Hypocreaceae
Source: RefSeq, a predicted model, not a curated record